Molecule: messenger RNA, 1524 nt
Organism: Penicillium angulare
Lineage: Eukaryota; Fungi; Ascomycota; Eurotiomycetes; Eurotiales; Aspergillaceae
Exons: 5
Coding region: 1-1524 (507 amino acids)
Biological process (GO): carbohydrate transport; transmembrane transport
Cellular component (GO): membrane
Molecular function (GO): carbohydrate:proton symporter activity
Source: RefSeq, a predicted model, not a curated record
AUGGGUAGCGUGUCAAAUGAGCCAGAGAAGGAUGAGGCGGCUGUUGAUGUCCGCAGCAUCAAGGAACAUGCACAAGAGACUAGUUUAAUCAACAUCUUGGUUGUCGCGACCGCGUGCCUAGGUGGAUUUUUGUAUGGAUUUGCUGCCAACGCGCUCUCAGGAUCUCUCUCCCAGACCACAUUCAUCGCAAAGUUUUUGUCUACAGAGGAUGCUACAUCCAUUGAAGAUGGAAUGCUUAGUGGAUUCCUUGGAGGUGCACUGGUAGGUGCAAUUAUCCAGGCACCACUGGCAAACAAGUUUGGCCGGCGUCUUGCAAACCAAGCUGCAGCAGUUAUUGUCAUUAUAUCUGGAGCCCUGCAAGCAGGAUCAGUCGAUGUGAAGAUGUUCAUCGUCGCUCGAGUCAUUUGCGGUAUCGGGUCCGGAAUGGUUUUUGCCAACACUCCAGUCUACAUGAGUGAGGUAUCACCUCCACACACCCGUGGUAUGUUGGUCGGUCUCCAUGGUGUAGGAACUGUCACAGCCUAUAUUUUGUGUGCAGUCUGUGCCCUUGCAUUCAGCUUUGUCGAGUCGUCGAUUCAAUGGCGACUUAUCUUCAUUGUUCUCACCGGAUUGGGUAUUUUACAUCUCAUCUCCUUGUCCUUUAUCCCGGAGUCGCCUCGCUGGCUCACAGAGAAAGGCCGUGACGAGGAAGCUAAGGCUGUGCUUGAAUACCUGCACCGCACUAAGCGUGAUCCCAGAGCUACAUUUGCUCACGCCGAAGCCCAGCAGAUCAAAGCCCAAGUUCAGGUCGAAAAAGAUACUCCGCGUGGCUACCUUCAUAUCCUACGUACCGUGUCUCAUCGCAAGCGUGCACUUUGCUCUAUUCUCCUUUGGGUGAUGGGCCAGGGAACAGGUAUUACUGUUAUAGCUAACUUAAUCCCCACACUUAUGGGUACACUUGGAUUUGGAACGACAAUGCAGUUGGGCCUGGGUGUUGUUUGGACUGUCUGUGCGGUCAUUGGAUGCGGAAUCAAUGUUCUUCUCCUAGACCGUGUAGGACGCGUGAAGCUUCUCGUGGUGGGUGGUUUUGGCAGUGCUCUGAUCAUUGGUACCAUGGCUGCCCUGGAAGAAUACUACCUGACUACAACAUACCGUCCCGGCAUCAACGCUGCAGUGGCUUUGUACUUCAUCUUCGGUGCUUUUUUCACAUCCACGAUCGAGUGCACCGCCUAUGUGUAUGGAUCAGAAAUCUGGCCCACGCAUCUUCGUAGCGAGGGAUCCACCAUCACAUUUGGCAGCUUCUUCGGUAAUGCAGUCGCGUACAGUGCCCCUGUUACGAUGGCACUUGCAAGUAUUGGAUGGAAGUACUAUAUGGUAUUCGUUGCUGUCACAAUUGCAUCGACUGUGAUAAUUAUCUUUUACUUCCCAGAGACUAUGGGAUUGAGUCUCGAGGAAAUAAACUCCAAAUUUGGCGACAAAGUUGAAAUGGAGCUUCAAGAUGCUCUUGCUGCCGAAGACACUAGCUCUGACGGUACAGCCGUCUAA